This is a messenger RNA of Drepanopeziza brunnea f. sp. 'multigermtubi' MB_m1, 2589 nucleotides long. Lineage: Eukaryota; Fungi; Ascomycota; Leotiomycetes; Helotiales; Drepanopezizaceae. The record is from RefSeq and is a predicted model, not a curated record.
AUGUGCAGUGUGCAAUGUGACAAGGUCUUCGAAGCUACUACGUACUACCGUACAGUACCGCCAGCUAAGUUAGUGGUACCAGCCUACCGUACUCGCUCGAAGGAUCCCGAAAUCCUCCUGCAGCUGUCCGUCCGCAGUACCUUCGCUCGUCUCUACUACCGCUACCGCUACCGUACUACAUGCAACAACAAUAUUGGCGGGAUCGUGCACCCAGAGAAAUAUGAGUUUGAAAAACAGCUACCUAUGAUUGAUUCCGUGCCCCUCAGCGUUGCAUUCGUGAAAAUCCCAACCUUCCGCAAUAUCCUCGGACUUUCUAUGCAAGCCGACCUAAGCCGACAUGCUGAAGGCUGUGGGACAGCCUUCUCCCGCAUUCUGAAUACUUGGCCUCAGAAGGAACAAAUCGGCUCUCAUGCUACCGCCAUGUCUAGCAAACGAUCGCGCGCAAACUUCGAAGCAGAUCUCCAGGCGCAGCAGUCCCCAUUCGUCGCCUUCGGCACUCCUCUGCCUCCCCUCGACCGUGACGUUCGAGAUGACGGCUCCUAUGUGCCUGUGUGGAAGCAGGAGGUGAGAGAUGAGAGGGGCGUGAAGCGUCUCCAUGGUGCUUUUACGGGUGGUUUCAGUGCAGGAUAUUUCAAUACCGUAGGAUCCAAGGAAGGAUGGACCCCUUCAACAUUCGUUUCCUCACGCACGAAUCGCAAGAAGGAUGGACCCAAACCUGUGCAGCAGCGGCCCGAGGAUUUCAUGGACGAAGAGGAUAUCGCAGAUGCCGAAGAUGAGAGGAGGGUGCAGACUGCAGAGGGCUUCGCAGGACUUGGGUCUACGCAAGACGAUGCCAAUCGAAGAGGUGCCCUGAUCGAUUUAUUCCGGAUAGAGGGAGAGACGGUGGGGGUGAAGCUGCUGAAGAAGAUGGGCUGGAAAGAGGGACAAGGCGUGGGACCGAAGGUACGACGGAAAGCGCGGCUGGAUAGUGUCGAGCAAUCCCUCGAUGACGCGAGCACGACGCAUCUCUUCGCACCCGAGAACACGCACAUGAUUAGGUUCGUACGGAAGAACGAUCACAAGGGUCUCGGCUUUGAUGGAGAGACCAGGCGGGCUUCCAAGGGCGCAGGGUCAGAGAAAGCCAAGUCGGACGACGAGGAAGAGGAUGGAGGCUUCUUGGCCCCCAAACCCGUGAAGAACAAUAAGACGCCUGUUCGGGGGGGGAUUGGGAUUGGGAUUUUGAAUGACACGGGAUCAGAUGACGAGGAUCCGUAUGAGAUUGGACCUCGGAUAUCUUACAACAAAGUCAUCGGAGGGGACAAAAAGAAGAAGAAGAAGAAGAAGCCGGCGAAAGGGGUUACGAAUCCGCUACUGUCGUCAACACCGGUAUUCAUUUCGAAGAAGACGGCGCUGGCGAAAGCAUCCCUCAAUCGACGGAAAUGUCACGAUGGCCGUUUACCUCUGGAUGGCUUCAUUCUGAGCAGUAGAGACGAGUUCUCAUCCGUCACUCAAGCUGCUGGCGAAUACGCGCCUAAAGUUCCAGAAGGAUGGGUAUCCUCCAAACAAGCGAAAGCCGGCUCUACAAAUGCAUCCUACCUCUCCACAGCAGAGGCAGCCAAAGCCUCGAAACUGGACCCAAGAUCCCGCGCAUCCCUCCUGGGCGAAGCAACACUCCCCGGGAAAUCAGUCUUCGACUUCCUGACUCCAGCCGCGCGAGAACGCUUAGUCUCAGCGUCGGGAAAAUCCGACCUCCCAGCCGCCUUGGGAGAAAUCCCACCGGGGUACAGCAUGACAGACGAAGAGCGGCACAGAGAUGUCCUAGCGCAGAUACCAAAAGUCGACACGUCCACCGCUGCGGCAGCGUUAAGUCGCGGCGCGAGCGGGUUCAUGCCGUACGGCGAAGACGAAGCAAAGCGCAGUCGCUACCGCGCAUAUCUGGAGCACCAAGCCGGCGUCAACCCCGCCAUGCCCGAAAAAGGCCCUGGGGUAUCCAAAGACGACUGGCUCAAAGAACUGAGGGAGUUCGCGAACUGCGCCCAGAUCUUCAAGCCGAUGUCCGGCAUGAUGGCCACGCGCUUCACGUCCUCGACCACGGCGCCGAGACUCGCUUCCGACGCGCCGGACUCGAGUCUGCUGAGUACGCCUGCCCCCAAACCGGUAGAUCCGGCCGAGCAGGCUGCGAAGCUCGGCAUGUACGGGCCCAUGACGAGGAGUACGGCGGACUGGUACCCAUCGCGGCUGCUGUGCAAGCGGUUCAACGUCAAGCCACCUGCGCACGUGCAGCCUGGCGCUACAGAACACGGGGAGGAGAAUGUUGCGGGAAGGAGGACGGCGCCGGAUGUGGUGUCUAAGGAGGCUAUCGAUGAGAUGAUGAGGGAGUCUUAUUCUCAGCGCAAUGAGAGCAGGGGUGGUGGUGGCAGUGGCAGUGGCAGUGGCAGUGGCAGUGGCAGUAGGCAACCUACAGCCGAGAAUGGGACCAGUGAGGUGUCAGUGGAGGAGAAGCCGAAGGAGGUGGUGGUCGACGCUGGGCGGAACGAGGCGCUCGAGGGCCAGCGCGCCGGCGAGGCGGUCUUUCAAGCUAUUUUCGGGGAUGACAGUGAUGAGGAUUAA